AUGUUCAAGCGUGGCUCGUCCAAGGAGCGCAGCUCCACGAGGAAGGUUACGCCGCCUUCCCCAAGCUAUAUGUCGAACGACCAGUUUGCCAAAUACCUUGCAGAUCUGAGGACCAACCGAGUCAAUCGCCCAGGCGGUGCCAGACCCCAACCCCAGCCAGAAAGCAUCCGCAGCGACUCCAAGCGUCUGUCUGGAGGUCGCCCAUCUCUGGCGGCUUCUGUCGUCUCCGAGACCUCGUCUCUGCACCAAAGGAGCCAGUCCGAAAUGCCCAGUCCUUACAUACGCCCUUCCAUCUCAGCCAGCGUUUCCUCAAGAUACUCAACCAUGAGCGGGGCUGGCCGUGACUACUACCCUGAGAGACCCUCUGCACCGCCUCUGAAGCCAGGCGAGGUUGUGCCAAGCUCGACUUAUAUCGAGCGAGGCCAGAGAUGGAUGGAGAAAGAGGAGGCAUACUCCCUGCGCCAAGCCAUGGAGGACAUGGAUGUCAAGGACAAGCCCGAAGAGGACGAGAGCCUCUAUCAGGCUGCUCUCGACGAGGCGUCCGAGCUUGUCUGGCAGCACCAGAACGGCGUCAAGUUGCCCAAGCCUGGCGCACCAUACCGCUACAAGCAGCAUCUCCGCAAGAAUAGUUAUGCCCACGCCCGUACGGCGAGCGUUGGCAGAUAUGGAGAUGAUAUCGAACCGAGCGGCCUCGCCAGAGAUCCCGGUUCGCGGUCAGUGUCCGGAAGCUCGACCUCUAGUGAUGGACUCGGCACGCGUCGAAGCCGGGUUUCUUUGGGUUCUGGCAACCCUGAUAGUGCCCGUACUAGCCUUGAGCAAGGAAGGAAGACGUCGUCGGAAUCAGCCCGCAACAAACCCUACGCCGGUAUCACUGGUGGCCCUCGUCCCAUGGCUGUGCAGGGUUCCCGUCGUCGCAGCAGCAUGAAGCGCAACAUCAGCGGCGAAGUGCAGCGUCCAUUCUCGGGCGAUCAGAUCUACGAAGAACCCGAGGGCUCAUCCCCGGCUAGGCCACCACCUGUCGCAGAAGCUGCUGAGGUGGUUCAGCCCCUGCGCAUCAAAGCAAAGAAUCCCUUGAACAGGGUUCAGUUCGCGUCGGCAGCGCCGCCUUCUCCUGAGACUCCACCCUCGAACAUCUCAAAGAUGGUGUCCAAGUUUGAGAUCCAUCGGAACCCGCCUUCACAGUCUCGAAACCCCCAAUACACCACAAACUCCCCGUCGGAGCGUCCUUCUUCUAGGGAAGCGACGCCGACGAAGCACGGGAUGGAGAUCCGCGGCGAUGAUAUCAAAGAAGCUACGAGCAUGAAGCUGAAAGACCGCAGCACCAAGCUCCCGACUCCAUCCUACGUCAGUGACAACCCAGGUCGUCCAAUCGUAAGCUUUGACAACAACUGGAAAGCGCCGGAGGAGGCAACUGAUGAGAAGGUAGACUCCCGAAAGAGCGGUGCAGUCGGGACCAACCGGGUCCCUGAAAUCCGUCAAGCCCCGUCAAUCCCUUCUAUCACAAUUAUGGAGGAUCCUAAACCGGCGGCCCCGUCGUCCUCGCAGCCCUCGCACCGCAACCGCCCGCCCCCUGUUCAAGUAAACUCUGUCACUAUCCCGAGCAUAUCAGUGUCAGACCCCGAGCCCUCUAUUCCCAGCAUCUCUGUUUCCGAGGCGAAGCCACCGAUCCCUACCAUAUGUCUACCUGAUGGGCCUGAUGACGGGCCGGGCAUCCCUAUGAUCAUCACGCCUGACGACGAACCUAGUAAUGGGCCUCAAGUGCCAGCCAUUGUGACACCGGACGAUGAGCAGAAGACGCCUGCUCAGAGACCGCUCCCGACUCCUGGCUCGGGAGGCGCACGUCGGGCCCUACCAAGACCAAGGGCUCACUGGUCCCCUGCUCAGCAGCCCAUCGGCAGCAGGGCCACUGCUUGUUGCCAUGAGUGCGGAUUCCCCAUCGAGGGACGCUUCGUCGGUCUCGCGGGCGUAUCGGCACGCUUCCACCCCCAAUGCUUCAGCUGCUACACCUGCGGCACUUCCCUAGAGGCCCUGGAGAUCUCCCCGGAGCCCGACGUCCACCGCGCGGCGCGCCUCGACCGGAUCCGCCGGCGGGCGCACGGGGAGGUCCUGCCCGAGGAGCCGGGCCAGACGAUGGCCGAGGACGGCGACGAGCGCCUGCGCUUCUACUGCCACCUCGACUGGCACGAGCUCUUCGCGCCGCGCUGCAAGCACUGCACGACGCCCAUCAUCGGCGAGCACGUCGUGGCGCUCGGCCGCCACUGGCACUACGGCCACUUCUUCUGCGCCGAGUGCGGCGACCCCUUCGGCCCGGGCCAGACGCACAUCGAGAAGGACGGGUACGCCUGGUGCGUCGGCUGCCAGGCCCGCCGCACCGAGCGCCGCGCGCCCAAGUGCCGCGCCUGCCGGGCCGCCGUCAUCGGGCAGUACGUCCAGGCGCUCGGCGGCGAGUGGCACGACGAGUGCUUCCGGUGCGCCACGUGCGGCGGCGGGUUCGACGACGGGCAGGUCUUCCCCCGGGAGGGGAAGGAGGGAAGGAUGCAGAUCCUGUGUACGGGGUGCCGGGAGAGGGAGCUCAAGGCGUGA
Messenger RNA from Thyridium curvatum, 2583 nucleotides. RefSeq lists its product as uncharacterized. The coding region runs from base 1 to 2583 and encodes 860 amino acids. The record is from RefSeq and is a predicted model, not a curated record. The transcript has 2 exons. NCBI's taxonomy places the organism in Eukaryota, Fungi, Ascomycota, Sordariomycetes, Thyridiales, Thyridiaceae.